AUGCUUAUGUACCCACGUAAGGGUCUCAUCACCGAUCCAUUCAACCCCGAGGACAUCAUCAUACAAGACGAUCAAUAUCCACCCGAGUUCGUCGAGAACUCUCUCCAAUACCAGCAACUUCAACAGCAACAGUCGUGCUUGCAACCACCCUUCCACUACCAGCCGAACCCACUGGAUCAGUUCGCCUCCCCGCCUUCUUCCGCACCCUCCUCGCCCACCUUCUCAUCUCCGACCUUCUCCUCCAUCACCUACCCUCCUGCGACGGCCGACAACCAGUCUUUCGGGGCUCCUUCGAUGACCCCAGCCUCCUCCUACAACCCGUCGUUUGACCUUCAGGGCUCUGCCUCGCCAUCCUCGCAGUAUAUCUCACACUACCCGCAAUACUAUAGUCCCAUGUUGGCUCAACAGCCCAUCGCCAGCAACCAAGGUUGGGAGAGCAACCUGCAGCUGCUGAGCCCCGCCCGCAUCCCAUUCCCACAGAAGACCUCACCCAGCUCGGUCUCCUCCCGGUCCGCUCUGUCUGGUCACUCCAUCUCACCUAACCACGGCCAUCGGCGGUCGGACAGCUCAUCAAAGCCUCUGCCCACCCCGGUGCAAACGCCCGUUCAGAACUCAUUCCUUGCGGUUCCAUUCCAGAACUACGAUCCAUCGACCUACGAUGGCAAUGUCGAAGCGGAGUCGGCGAUGAGGAAGGCGAUCAUGGACCAGCAGCAAAAGCACCAGGCUUCGUCCGCACAGCAGCAGCAGCAACAGCAGCAGCAGCAGCAGCAGCAACAACAGCAGCAGAGUGACUACUCGUUGGCUCCCUCGGUCUCGACGAUGAGCCACAACUCGCCCGUGACCCCGCAGACCAGUCUGGAUGAGCUGGAUGAUACAAAGGCGAUGACCAAUGGUGAGAUCCACCUUCCUCAGGUGGAGUGCUGGAUGAACGAGUACUUACACUUCGACCCGCCAGAUUACGGUAACAGCAACGGCAUGAUCGGUAUUCCCAAACUGAACCGCACCAUUUCCGAUAUCUAUCAGGACGAGCUGUUCAACCCCACCAUCAUGACCGCCCCGCAGAUACAGAAGCCGAUCAACUCGAACAUGCUGGCCCCCCGCAACCUCAUGGCCGACCGAUUGCAGGCCGCCCACCAGGGCCACAUGUCCGUUCGGUCUGGGUCUCCGGCCAUGGGUCUGAAGCGAGAGCGUUCGCCCUUCCGCCAGAACUCCCCUUUCGCUGCCGACCUGAACCAGAUGGCCACCAGUGUGCCCAUGCCUCAGAACGUCAUGAGCAUGGCUCCGUCGACUACGGGCCAGACCGAUCUCAAGACCAUGUCCCCCAAGGAUGCGGUGCUGGAUCUGGACGAGGGCGACACCCUCGGUUUGCGCCGUGAGAGCUCGGGAUCCAUGCGGGCGGCGAUGUCGUCGAUGGAGGCCUUCCCUACCCAGUACGCGACCGUCCAGCCACCCCAGUUCUCUUACCAGACCCGUCCGCAGCCAAAUCUCCUGCAUCAGACUCCAGAUUUCCCGGCCUCGCUUCCGCGGCUGGAAUCUACAGGUAGUGAGCUGCCGUCGGGCACUAUGACCCCGCAGGCCAAGCUGCCAGUCAACGAUGGUCUGGUUCGGCCGAGCAACACCUCGUCGGAUGCGGGCACCUACACUUGUACCUACCAUGGCUGCUCGCUCCGCUUCGAGACACCCGCCAAGCUCCAGCGACACAAGCGCGAGGCACAUCGCCAGACGACCCCUGGCGGUCACCUGAUUACUCGGGAUACUUCGCUUCGCAAUUCUCAGGCUGGGCCCCAUAAGUGCGAGCGCAUCAACCCGUCUACGGGCAAGCCGUGCAAUUCGAUCUUCUCUCGGCCCUACGAUUUAACCCGGCACGAGGAUACGAUCCACAAUGCCCGCAAGCAAAAGGUGCGGUGCCAUCUGUGCACGGAGGAGAAGACCUUCAGUCGCAACGAUGCCCUGACGCGACACAUGCGCGUGGUGCAUCCGGAGGUGGACUGGCCGGGCAAGCAGCGACGCCGGGGAAGAGACUGA
Molecule: messenger RNA, 2025 nt
Organism: Penicillium canariense
Lineage: Eukaryota; Fungi; Ascomycota; Eurotiomycetes; Eurotiales; Aspergillaceae
Product: stress-regulated transcription factor RPN4
Exons: 2
Coding region: 1-2025 (674 amino acids)
Biological process (GO): regulation of transcription by RNA polymerase II
Cellular component (GO): nucleus
Source: RefSeq, a predicted model, not a curated record